Messenger RNA from Pseudozyma hubeiensis SY62, 1095 nucleotides. RefSeq lists its product as hypothetical. Gene Ontology annotation, biological process: adenosine catabolic process; inosine biosynthetic process. The record is from RefSeq and is a predicted model, not a curated record. NCBI's taxonomy places the organism in Eukaryota, Fungi, Basidiomycota, Ustilaginomycetes, Ustilaginales, Ustilaginaceae. The transcript has a single exon. Gene Ontology annotation, molecular function: adenosine deaminase activity. The coding region runs from base 1 to 1095 and encodes 364 amino acids.
AUGACGCCCCCCGCGUCGGGCUCAACCCCUCCCUCCCGCAUCUCCAAGUUCACCCUCUCGCUACCCAAGAUCGAGCUCCACGCCCACCUCAACGGCAGCAUCCGACGCUCUACCCUCUCCCACCUCGCUGCCCUGCGCAACGUCGAUCCUUCCACCACGCGCAUCCUCUCACACAUCCCCUCUACGCUUUCCGAGGCAUUCGAUGUGUUUCGUAUCAUCCAUUCGUGCGUCGUUACGCUCGCGGAUGUUGAACGCAUAGCGUACGAGAUCGGGGAGGAUAUGGAGGAGGAUGGAGUGGUGUACGCGGAGAUUCGGAGUACGCCGAGGGAUAUGGGUGAGGGAGAUUUAGAGGGGUAUGUGAAGGCGGUUUUGCGGGGGUUUGAUCGAUACCGUUUGGAGAAAGGGAAGGUGAUAUUGAGGCUGUUGCUUUCGAUCGAUCGUGCGAAACACACUGCCUCGGACUCCUACGAGAUUGUAUCUCUUGCUGCAAAGUUUCGUUCCCAAGGAGUGAUCGGUAUAGAUCUAUCCGGCGAUCCUACGAAAGGAGACUUCGGCACCUACCUCCCCGCCCUCACCCACGCUCGUUCACUCGGUUUGAAGAUCACACUGCACGCGGGAGAAGUUCUCAACCCCACCGAGUUCUCUUCCAUGCUCGAUUUCCACCCGGAUCGAUUCGGUCACUGCUGCUUCGUCGACCCCCCCAACCUCGCGCGUCUCACGGAAAGCAGCAUCCCCAUAGAGCUGUGUCUCACUUCAAACCUCCUCUCCAACUCCAUACCCACUGGCAAGUUGACCGAUCACCACUUUGGAAUACACCAUAACGCGAAAAGCGAGGGUUCAACGAUCUGCUGCAUCUCCACGGAUGACAGUGGCGUUUUCGGGAGUCCGUUGUCGAACGAGUACAGGUUGGUGAUGGACAGUUUUGGGUUGGGUGAGAGGGAGGUUUUUGAGCUGGCGAGGAGGACGCUGGAUGCUACGUUUCUGGAGAGCCAGAGCGGGAAGAAUGCGGAUGAGGCGACAGGGAAAGAUUCGGAGGAUCGGAAGAGGAUACAGGACAAGUUCGAUGAGUUUGAGAGGGACUGGAGAUGGAACUGA